AUGAAAUUCCCGGAUGUUUCUGCAUAUGACAAUUUGAUUGGUGGAUUUUGUGGCGGAGUAGCAAGUACUUUAGUUUGUCAUCCAUUUGAUCUGCUCAAAAUACGAUUUUCUGGUGAGUUUUGUCCGUUUUUCUCUAAAUUUUAAAGUAUUUUAAUCUUUCAGCAAAUGAAGGAAAUUUGUUGCGACCGCAAUAUACAGGAUAUUUGGAUGCAGUUCGACGAAUAUGCAAAAUUGAAGGAUUUCGAGGAUUAUAUCAAGGACUAACUCCAAGUAUUCUAGGAUCUUCGAUAUCUUGGGGUCUUUAUUUCCAGUGGUAUUAUGUUAUUAAAAACAAACUUGGAAAAACUGGAAGCGAAGAAAUUGAUAAUCUUAUUUGCGGAUUUUUAUCAGGAUCUGCUGUGAUGUGUAUAACAAAUCCAAUAUGGUUAACAAAGACGAGGCUAUGUCUUCAAUAUGAAAAUCAAACAACUAAAAAAUUCGAUGGAAUGAUUGAUUGUAUGAAACAAACUGUGAAAAAUGAAGGUUUUCAAGGAUUAUACAGAGUAAGUUUCAAAUGCAGUUUUUAAAAUUGAAACAUUAUGAAAUGUUUUCAGGGAUUUGUUCCCGGAAUAAUUGGAACAACUCAUGGUUCAAUACAAUUUGCAGCAUAUAAUUGGAUGAAAGAUAAACGUUGUCAAAUGCUCGAAAAACCAAAAGAUUCAUAUUUAGCUCAUAGUGAUUAUUUAGUUUUCUCAGCAGUUUCAAAAAUAGCUGCAACUACUAUGACUUUUCCAUAUCAAGUAUUAAGAACAAGAAUGCAAGAUCAUAAUACAAUAAAUCGUGGAAUAUGGCAAAUAACACGAGAUACUCUAAAAUAUGAAGGUAUUUCGGGGCUUUGGAAAGGUUGUAUUAUUGCAAAUAUUCGACAACUUCCUGCUGCAAUUGUUACUUUUGUUACUUAUGAAAAUGUUAAAAGAUUAUGCAGUUCUACAAAACGAGAUUAG
Molecule: messenger RNA, 983 nt
Organism: Caenorhabditis angaria
Lineage: Eukaryota; Metazoa; Nematoda; Chromadorea; Rhabditida; Rhabditidae
Source: the annotation of a GenBank genome assembly